AUGUCUACCAAAUUAAGAUAAGAUAAAUCCAAAUAAGCAAAUGAAAAGGAUAGCAUUACCUUACUGCAAAGAUUGUGCUGCUUUUCAGCAAAUAAGCAAGCAAGGCUAUCUAAAAUAGUCCCAAUAAACACUGAACCUAAAUAAGAAACUAAGAACAUCGAUAAUUAGCCCUCAUUACAAAAAGAUUUCAGUGUUUUUGGCAAAUAAAAGAGGUUUCCAACAAUUAGAAUUGAAAGACUAACAAACCCAAUUGAUGUCUCAUAAAUAUCAGAUCUGUCCAAUAACGAUUUUGAAAUUAUCAAAACAACUUAAAGUACUCCAGAAUCAAUCGGCAAGCAUAAUUUUAAAUUACCUCUAACUCGAUUAGAUUCAAAUCUUAAUGCAAUUCCAUAAUACGAAGAUAAUUGGGAAAUCCAACCUACCGUCACUCAUAUUAAUUAUAAAGAAUCAUAAACUAAAAAAUAAUAAUUUAAAGACAAAUAAAAUAACCAAAUCUUUUAAUAACUUUCUUCUAAAAUCCUCUAACAGUUUCAGAGAGUAGUAUUAAGAAAGUCAACCUUCCACUAAAUUUUUUGCAGAAAAAGUGAAAACAAGUUAAACUUGCGAAGACAGAAAAUUUGA
Stylonychia lemnae is the source of this 621-nucleotide messenger RNA. The record is from the annotation of a GenBank genome assembly. Lineage: Eukaryota; Ciliophora; Spirotrichea; Sporadotrichida; Oxytrichidae.